Symbiodinium pilosum is the source of this 5844-nucleotide messenger RNA. The record is from the annotation of a GenBank genome assembly. NCBI's taxonomy places the organism in Eukaryota, Dinophyceae, Suessiales, Symbiodiniaceae.
GAGACGAGGAAUGGAAGCCAUGGAGCUCAAAUGCCCAAUGCCUUGAACUCCGCAGCUGCAGCAGCUUCAAGUUUGGACUAUGGAGCGCCGCCGUCAACAGGCAAGUCUGUUGCGAGCGCCUUUGAGGUGCUUGGACUUCAAGCUCCACACCUUCGGCAGCCACAGGUGGACCAGGGCGAGCGCUUUAUCCAGGCCAUCACGGGCGAAAAGAAGAACAUACCAAGUUGGUCGGGUCAACCCAACACCAUGCGCUCGUGGCUCAAAUUGCUAGCGUACUGGGAAUCGGAGACCACGCUGGCCCGAGAUCGCUGGGGCCUGCGUCUCUACCAGAGCUUCCCUGAAGGCUCUCAGCCAAGGAAGAUAGCUGAUCAGGUUCCCAUGAACAGCGAGAAGGGAUAUGGCAUGAUACUCACGGCUUUGAUGGCCAAGUACAAGCCAUAUCUCGAGGUGGCCGGACCUACUUCGAUCGACAAGUUCUUCUACACGGGAAAGCGCGGAAAGACCGAGACCUUUGCCACUUAUGUGGCUGACAAGGAGGUCGCAAGGCAAGAAAUGGAGAGUCAUCUCCAGGAGCGGCUGUGCGAAAGAGUGGCCGGACGAGUUUUGCUGAGACAUGCAAAUCUGACCGAGUGGCAACGUGAGCUGAUGGCACUUCGAGAACAACACCAGCUCCUGUCCUUCGAUCAGAUUGCGGCACUUCUUCGACCUCUCGAUCGACCUGAGCUCUUGGCACAGGCAGCGGGCGCGGAACUUGGAGCACAGGCGGCGAAGCACUACCCCGUCAUCCACCCGGAAGACGAAGGCAACAACGACGUUGACGAAUACGACGAGGAAGAUGCCGAGGAAGAGGAGUCUUCGGAGAGUGAGUUUCACGAGGGUGAGAUGCUGUUCGAGGAUCGCGAGUACGAGGAGGAUGAAGCCCUCUACAUUCAGGCCUAUCACAGCGCCUAUGCAGAUGGGAGAAAGGACUUGAACACCCGCCGCAAGGAGCGGGGCUUCGUGAGACGCAAGGGCAGUGCCAAGGAAGGCGGACGCUCUGGCAAAGGCUCUGGCAAGAAGGGCCGCUCUUCACGGACCUCCAAUCCCGUACUCGAUGUUUUAACUAGAGACUGUCCGCUCAAGGGCUCCGGGAAGGGGGCCUCCAAGCCCAACACCAAGCAGGCCACGUUCGUCAUCUGCCGUGGCAAUGGCCAGCCCGCGUCUCACUACAUGACCUCCAUGCAGUUUGCCCGCUAUGACCAGGUUAUCUCGAUCUUUGCCGGGGUCCAGGUCUCAGGUGCCGAGGCGCUGGUGGACACGGCCGCUGAGGACGCCGUGGUUGGUGAGAGAGCUAUGGCAAAGCUGGAAACCGAGCUUCGACGACAUGGGCUGCAAGUUGUUUCAGUUCCUGCAAUUAAUGCCGUUCCAUGUGCGGGCAUUGGUGGCCAGGCCAGGAUUCAACGCAUUGUGGAUGCUCCUGUCGGUGUGGCCGGCAUCCACGGCUUGUUGCGCUUCACUGUCUUGGCUGACACGGACAAGUUCCAGACCCCGCCCUUGCUGCCCAUCUCCUUCUUGGAGGCCGUAGGCGCUAUCAUUGACCUCAGCAAUGAAACCCUCCGUACUCCUGAUGGUCACGAGACACGCAUGGGCGGUGAGGCGAGCACUGGCGAGGCAACUUCGACCUCGACUGCGGCUUCGACCUCUAUGGCAACCUCGGCUGCGGCUUCGACUUCUAUGUCAACCUCCGCCAUGCAGCACGGCGACGAAGACGCCGCACUUCAGCAGGACGAGAGCUUCGAGACGCUGGAGGAGAUGACUGCAUGGGCCACGCUGCGGGAGAAUGGCGUCGAAGAAGAAGCCCGUCGCCAGUCGGAAAGGCGUGAAUUCUCGACCGAGGCCAUGGAGAGGCUGCUAGAGAUGGUGUCCUUCCGCGGCAAGAACGGAAGAGAGGUCUUGGUGUCCAGACGCAAGGAUGCGGGAGCUGCAGCCUUUGGGCUUUAUGUGCAUGGCAAGAUGUGUGGAGUGACGACGAUCGCAGGAAAGUUUCCGAACUUUGUCAAGUACGUCAACCAGUGGUUCCGAGGCGGCCUUUGGCGUGAGAUUGACCCAGCCAAAGCGGCGCAGCUCGGAGAGAAGGAGGAGAACCAGGAGGACAAGAGUGCAAGGACACCUUCUAUGAGUGUGAAGAAGCGCGAGGCAGCCUGGAGGCGAAUGGUACAACACCUCCUGUGGAUGUUGGCCACGGCUCGGCGCCAGAUGGUGUCGGACUACCUGCUUACCCGCAAUGGACCAAAGGAAGAGCCAAUGACCUCCACCGGCGACUUCGACCCGGCGCAAGAAGAGCCCGAACAGACCCAUCGCUCAAGGGAUUGGAGAACCUCUUCCAAGGUCCACGAGUCACAAGACGUGGCAGUGCGAACCCAAAGAGUGCCCUCACGGACCGGAUCACCUUCGUUGCAGGGCGAACCGCAAGGCGUCGUGGUGGACCUGCCUCAAGUGCGGAAGCAGAUGGAGAAGGACCUGGGAAGGACAGAACGAAGAGCAUAUCCCAAGUUUCUUCCUGCACCUCGGGGCCGGCCGGAACAAGGACCUCGAGAAGUGGAGAUCGACACGAAGGGCAAGGCGGCGGUGAUCACACGUCGAACGGAGACCACGACGAAGACCUCGGAAUGGGAGAAGACCACGAGGAAGCCGGGCACGAAUACUGGACAAGUUGCUUCUUCGGCGGGCCAGUCAAGAGAUGGCCAACACGAUCAAGAGAGAGCUGCCGUCCGGCAUUCAUCCAGUCCGGCGGGCGAAGACACCGACCGGGAGACGAGCCGAGGCAGAGGUACACGACUUCGACGAGGUGAUGACGCCAAGUCCCGAAGGAAGGCGAGAGUGAUGAUUUCGGGAGAACAGCUGGAGAACCACAAGGCAGCGCCUCUCCGAGGACUUUGCAGUGAACUUCGGAGACGAGGCUGGUCGCUGUGCGCACUAAUGGUUCUGUUCUCGGUUACUGCCCAGCCUUUCUCAUGUGCCGACAAACUGUUCGGGAGUCCCGUCGGGAGUCCCGUAGAACAGGGCACAUGGGAUCAAGCCACGGAAACGUGGACCUUCUCCUGGAAGGAAUCUGCUUCGCAACAACCCUUGUGUACCAGUGCGGGCUCCUCUUCUAGCUGCCCGACUACCUGGAAUGCCACAUCGUCGUCCACUACGAGCCCUUCGAACGACGACGACCACGAGAAGGUGUACUGCUACGCCUUCUACAAGGAGGAUGCGUGUGUCAACUGGAUGGCCGAUUCCAGCGGCAAGUCGGAGCACAUUCCCAAGGCCGUGAACAAGGACAUUCAGCAAGCCCUGAUUAAGGGAGGAGUGGAUGUGAGCGAGGUGUACUCGCCUCCACGGCUGACAGAACGGGCUCAACGACAUGGACUUCGACCUGGAACGGCUAUGGACCUGGCAACUGGUUGGGGCUUUGCCGUUCCCCAACAGCGUCGAGAAGCACUACGCCUACUUCGUGAGCACCAGCCGGCACUCAUCACGUUGUGCCCGCCUUGUGGACCUUUUUCCACAACGAGACACCUCAGCAACCACAAGCGGGAUCCAGCGGUGGUGCAAGCCGAAGUUGAACAGGGACGAGUGCACUUACGUUUUGCGUUAAGUUUGGCCAAGAUGCAGCUUCGAGAAGGUCGUGGGUUUAUCUUCGAGCACCCACGAGGAGCUUCCAGUUGGCGCACAUCAGAGAUGGAGGAGGUCCUGCAACAUCCCGACGUCCUGCGGGUCGUGCUGGAUAUGUGUGCCUUUGGUCUUCGAGAUCCAAAUGGAUCGCUGCAUCUCAAGCCCACGGUCAUCAUCACUAAUGUGAAGGAGAUUGCGGAAGCCCUGGCGAAGAGAUGCGCUCACGACCAUUACCACACGCCCUUGAUGGGCGGACAGCUGACCGCUAACGCGGCCAAAUACACCUCGGCUUUUGUGGAUGCCAUACUCAAAGGCCUCCGGCGCCAUUUGCGGCGCCAACAUUUUCCAGUCUUUGGCAUUCCCGAUCAAUGGGAAUGGCGUGGCAACGACCUUGUUUGCCGACAUUUUGCACCGCGGCGGCAACCUAUCACGCCGCACGAGUGUCCGGUCUUCGACCUGACACAUGUCAAGUUCACCGGCAGCCGCUCCACUUCGAAGGAAUUUGUGGGCGGCUCCUCCAUUGUGGUUCAGGAUACCUGGACGACUACGAGACCUGGCGCUCCAGAUCGCCAGCUUUGGACAGGCACCACUCAUUUUGAGACAGUGCCUACAAUUUUGUUACCGCAACCCAUGGAAGACUAUGCUGACUGGCUCGCCAGGGCGGUUGCACAUGACAUGUACCAGUACCAGACCUCAGAAACAGCCUUCCAGGCCGAGUAUCGUCAGUUGUUUCCGUCGCGCAGAAUUUUGGAGGGACGUGGCCGUCGGCAAGUUCGCUUCGAGCAGGACGAGCCCGAGAACGACAACGGCGAGGACCUGGAUAGGUUUCUGGAUACGCUCGGAAACGCCGAGGAAGCACAUGAACAACUGCCUGACGAACGAGAUGAUGAGACGAUGGUCAGCCGGGAGCUUCGAGACGUACAAGUACGAGAACGAGACCCUCGCAGAGAUGAAGAUGAUGAUGUUGUGGAACCGCCUCCAGAGUUGAGACGGGAACUAUACCGCAUUCAUCGCAAUCUUGGUCAUCCUGAUGACCAAACCUUCUGCCGUGCACUCCGACAUUCUGGAGUCAAGAUGGAAAUCAUCAAGUGGGUGAAGAGAAGGUUUGAGUGCCCGAUCUGCCAGCGACGAAAAAGGCCAGGCACGCGCCGACCAGCACACCUUAGUCGGCAGCUUGAGUUCAACUCGGUGGUUGGCAUCGACCUGGUGUUUGUCCAGCGCUACGUCAUUGUGAACUGCUUGUGCUGGGGGACCGGAUACCAGCAGGCGAUGAUUGUGGACAACAAGGAGAGCCGCAACGUGGUACGUGCAGUGCUGGGAGGCUGGCAUAAGUUCUUUGGACCCCCUGCCAUGGUGGUAGUGGAUCAGGGAAAGGAGUUCGCCUCUCGAGAGUUCUCCGAAGCCAUCGGGGAAUGGGGGACUGUGGUACAUUUUAUUGAUGUACGCAGCCCCUGGCAGAACAGCCGGACCGAAAGAGCUGGCGCUUCCCUGAAGACGGUGCUUUCCAAGAUCCUGGACGAGCGGACUGCAUGCUCUUCCGAGGAGUUCGAGCUGGCGCUUGACGCCGCGGUCUGGUGUCGGAACCAGUACUACGACAGAUCCGGGUUUUCCCCCUUUCAAAGGGUCUUCGGCAAAAGUAUGAGGACUCCCUAUGCGUUGCUGUCAGACGAUGCCAUGGACCGUGACCUGGUGAACCACGUGCACUCCGACAACAUGAGACAGGUACAAGCCAUGCGAAACAAAGCAAUGCAGGCAUGGGCACAGUCCCAGGAUGAGAUGGCCAUCCAACGAGCUGUGUCGACACGUACUCGCGCCACGGACCUCAAGGAGCUGGCCAACGGCGACACCGUCUACGUGUGGCGACACACUGUCGACUACGUGGGCUGGGUUGGACCAGGCGUGGUGGUCAACCAAACCGACAAUGGUCGCUCACUGUGGAUGAGUUUGAGAGGCUACCUCAUCAAGGCUUCUCGUGAGCAAGUGCGGAACGCCACCAACGAAGAGAGCUUGGGCGCCGAGUUGGUGAAGGUCCUGUCUUCCGAGCUGCUGGAGAAGCUAGAGAGUGGAGAACUUCGAAACUACCGAGACAUCCGAAGUGAAGGUGGACCAGACGAACCUGACCUCAUGGAAAUAGAGGCUCCCAUCAAUGGCGGAGAUCAUCCAGAGGGGAAGAGCAUCCACCUCGAGAAGAAAACGUGGAGAUGA